This is a messenger RNA of Lineus longissimus, 4282 nucleotides long. RefSeq names its product homeobox protein araucan-like. Gene Ontology annotation, cellular component: nucleus. Gene Ontology annotation, molecular function: RNA polymerase II cis-regulatory region sequence-specific DNA binding; DNA-binding transcription factor activity, RNA polymerase II-specific. Gene Ontology annotation, biological process: neuron differentiation; cell development; regulation of transcription by RNA polymerase II. The transcript is spliced from 7 exons. Bases 540 to 1865 code for a protein of 441 amino acids. The record is from RefSeq and is a predicted model, not a curated record. Lineage: Eukaryota; Metazoa; Nemertea; Pilidiophora; Heteronemertea; Lineidae.
GGACUGGAAGUCGUCUGUCUAUUUGAGGUCAGUUAUCUGUCCCCAGUCCCAUAAAAUACACUUGUUAGCCAAGAGUCAAUGCUUGUAUAGUUUUUGUUUGGAAGUGUAUACCCGCUGCGCUAUUUUAUCAACAAAAUGACACUCCACGUUCCUCGCAGCUAAAGGCAACAACGUUCAUUACCGGACCUCAGAGGACUCCACAAAGUCAUUCCAACAACUGGGUCACUCGUUUGACUUCUGCUGGUCUAAAAACAAACUGCUACGAAAGGACAAACAGAGACACAAGAUUGAAGAUAGAAAGGGGAGGAUCACCACCAGGACAUAAUUAGCCUAGCAUAACAUUGUGUAUUCGCACUUCAUUUUGGACGCUACCGCAUAGCUUACCGCAAGGAAACCGCUGGCUCUGUUCACGCUUUUGCGACAUCCAUGUGGACCUUUGGGAUUGUUUACAAGAAGGGACAUUGCGACAAGUUGUGACAAGGCAAGCAAGACUCUGGGAUUCGUGUUCGUCUCCAGGAGGAGUUGUAUAUUCCAUUAUCAUGUCGACAUCACAGUUGCUGACCCCCACCACGACGCCAACGACCGUGGCGACCUCCUGCUGCGAUGGCGGGCGUCCGCUGAUGACAGACCCUCACACCGGCCAGACAGUGUGUUCCUGCCGCUACAGCUCACCACUCCUAAACUAUUCCAGGGCCGUGGCCGGUCUUCCUGACGGGGUGUAUUCCUCCGCAUAUGCACAAGCCGGCUAUAGUGCCUUUGCUGCUGCAGAUCCGUCCGCGUUCUAUUCGCCACUGAAUUCCGCAUACAGCCUGAAGGAGAAUAUGGACGCCUGGCGGGGGAUUCCACAGCCAACAGCCUGCUACCCAUACGACACCACGAUGGCAGCCUAUCCCUACAUGAAUGGGUACGGUGCCAUGGACCUGAACGGUGCCCGGCGGAAGAACGCAACCAGAGAAAGCACAAGUACACUGAAGGCAUGGCUACACGAACACAUCAAAAACCCAUACCCUACAAAAGGAGAGAAAAUCAUGCUGGCCAUCAUUACAAAAAUGACACUGACCCAGGUCUCGACUUGGUUCGCCAACGCCCGGCGGAGACUGAAGAAGGAGAAUAAAAUGACCUGGUCGCCGAAGAAUCGGUGCGAUGAUGAUGAUGAAGAUCGGAUGGAUAGUGAUGCCGAGGAUAAAGAUGACGAUGCCGACAUUGGCAAGGACAGUGACAAGGAAGGCGAAGAUAAAACCGACUCUGACAGUGAACGAAUAAAUGUAGACGUGAUCAGCCCUCCUCGACUUCAGCCAAUAUCUACCGCAACAACAACUUCCUGUCCUAUCUCGCACUUUAGCAAUUCAUUCGGCUCGCCAACCCCCUCAGACUCUGGUAGCUUGAAAUCUAACACAACAGAGGACUCACAGUGCAAUAACCACACGGACAAAGCUUUAAAACCAAAAAUCUGGUCUUUAGCACAUACUGCUACUUCAAAUAGCCCGCCACCAAGUCGGCGGUCGCCAUCUUGUUUAUCUGCCACGACCACAGCGCCAUCUCGUGGACCUACGUUAACAACGGCGCCAUCUACAUUCGACGUGUCAUCAGUCUGGAGCAAAAACCUUUAUUCAAAUCUGGGAUACGGUUAUCCAUCAAGUUUUGCUGCACCGAGGUACCCGCUGGGUGCGUACGGAAGUGUUGGAAAACCCACAGUCCCAACUCCAGUGAGCAGAGACAGUACCGAGCCCAGCCUACCAAACGGCCUCGCAAGACUACCAGUAGACUCCAGACUUACAAACGGUUUCAACGAUAGUCUGAUUCAUCCUGCAUUUGGAGUUUCAACAGCAUUUAGACCAGUAGAAAAAGGUCAAACGACACGGUGAAGAGGUUCUCCAUCACUUCUCAUAUGAUUCCAAGACGAGAGGCAGCAUGGACUCUCUAUGGAGAAAGAGCGAGAGACAUUUUCUAUUGUGGUUGUGGUGGCCAAACUGGUGGAGGAAAUACGUCUUAUGAUCUUCCAAAGGACUUGCUUGCGAGGCAUUCAGGCUUAAAGCUGCAUUUAUGUGUUUAUUGAAUAAAUUGGAAAUACUGUACAUGUAUUUUAUAAUUUCGAGAGAACCUGAGACUGCUGAUGGUGUGGGCUUGUUGUGUAGACUGCUGCACAAUUGCAAAAAGACUUAACACUGGAUAGUUUGGUAAAAUGGUCAAUCCGUAAAAAGCUAUGGCAAUUCCCUGCCUAAACCAAGCAAAGGACAAUGGCUUCCUUGGUUAAGGCUUGUGACAUAUAAAAAUCUGCUGAAGAGGAAGAAUGCAUUUCCUUUGGGUGAAGUCGAAGUUGACGUGCAGAAAAGUGGCAGGUUUGUGGUGCAUAAGCGUAGUGAAAAAGAAUUAAGAGGUUGUCGACGUAAAAACGAAAUGUCUGUCAAGAGAGACGAAUUUGCACAACUUUCAGGGAAUAUUGUAUACUGUUUGAUAUACAAGGUGACCCAAGAGAUUAAACGGACUCGUCGUAUAAGAUACUAGUGACUGCUGGAAACAUGCCACCAUAAUAUGAAAUAUUAUAUGACACUGGCAGAAUUCGCCAUUAAAAAACUGGUAGUUCUAUCCAAGGCAUCUAGAAGUAUUUUUGUAAGUCUUGAUCGCCCGAUAGUUCAGUGCUAAGUUGGUAUGAAACAAAACGUUUUCAUAAAAAUUUGGCUUUACCAUUAUUUAGUAUGCAGGAGUCGUACUAGUCAUAAAAUAUGUUUUCGUAUUCAGGGUACGCUGGUAGCAUAUCAAUAGUUCUCCACCCUCACGGGGCGACAAACGCGGUGUUCUCCCUUGCAGAUAAGCCCAGUCAUAUCUGAUAAAACCCGAAUCGCAGAUCGAACAUAAAAAAUAAAACCGGUGACAGUGAUUGAGUAGGUCAUUGGUAAUUCUCUGAGCAGUGAUUGUGAGAACACCAUCACGAAUGUUCCGAUAGAGAUAAACCCCACUCAGUAGUAAGCCGGGAUUUUCUGCCUAAAAUUAGCAUACCUUCCCUUCGAGGUAAUUGAAGGCACAUUUGGUGCCUGAUGUGCUGCUGUGCUUAUGAAGUGGCACGUUGUCUUCACUUACGAUGCGAAAUUCCUAUGCAGACUUGGGCUGCAUCCUGAAAUGUUGAAUGUUGUGAUGGUUAAUCAUAUACUCUACAGUGUAAUAUACAUAUUUAAGUUGACUAACAUGACCAAUAACUGCAUUUUUACUAGCAUUUGUUUGACAGGUUCUUUGGCUAGCUUGUGACCAACAGCAAAAAUCACCAAACAGUAGGAUUACCAAUGCGUUACCAUUUUGGUCUUAAUGUACCUUAUCGUUACGUAUAUCUCAAUCAGUAUCAGUUUCGUGUUUACAAGACUGCUGUGAAAGCUUAAUUUGACUUUGUUGAGUAAUUUUUUUUCUUCAAGAAGAUUAAAAAUUAAUCAGGUUCACUUUGUGUUGAUUUGAAGACGAUAGUGUUAAAUAGGUAACUGUAAAUUGGAAUGAGGCCAUUUUCUGUAUUACUUUGGACCAAUGAAAUGUAUUUAUUUUCAUCUUGCCAAAUCUGCUGACGGCAAAGCCUUGUGUAGCAUACGUCGGAAUCUUCCUUGUUUUUUACUUGCAUACGUUUAGAUAAUUUUAUAUGUGCAUUAACUGUUAUCAUGUCGGCAUGGAAAUUGGUUACACACACGUUGCGUGUGCAAUUGUGCAUCUUGUACGGUUAAACGCAUUAAGAAGUCACUUGAUUUUCGUGUGAAUGUAACUUGGGAGGCUUUUGGUUUUAAUUCAAAAUUAGAUUCCUUGUAAAUACGGAACCUGUGCAAUGUAAAUGAAUGUGUUAAACACACAUGAUGGAGCCUGUCAGUUUAAAAAGCAUUCGAAAAUAUCAUUACCUUUUUUUAUCGAUGAAUGGGAUGGCGAGGCCUAUCCAUGUUCCAUUUCUUGAGUCCUACUUUCUUAGGUGUGAACUUCUUUGUGGUUGACUUCAAUUACUGAAAACGAAUCUUCGUAAAAAAAUCAGUUGAAAAUUUUUAGAUUGGUUAUCUGCUCGUGACCAAACUCUUUGGUCAGUUUGGGGACAACUCACCGAACCGCUGACGAACUUGAUAAUUCAGUCCACUCUUAGAAAUAAAGGCUUCGAUUUUGAGCUUUUGAAACUUCAAUCUGUGCUGACAGGUACCAUUGUAUGUAAUAUGCAUGUAUGUAAUGCGCACUCUGUUAGGUGGUAUGACCAGUUAUAAUUCUGUACCAUAUUCCAUUACAUAUCAUAUCAAAUUUAUUUAUUAAAAUAAUGAAUUUAAACUUA